Molecule: messenger RNA, 5805 nt
Organism: Coccinella septempunctata (seven-spotted ladybird)
Lineage: Eukaryota; Metazoa; Arthropoda; Insecta; Coleoptera; Coccinellidae
Gene: Dap160
Product: intersectin-1
Exons: 21
Coding region: 180-5258 (1692 amino acids)
Biological process (GO): clathrin-dependent synaptic vesicle endocytosis; endosomal transport
Cellular component (GO): plasma membrane; clathrin-coated pit; cytoplasm
Molecular function (GO): molecular adaptor activity; protein binding; guanyl-nucleotide exchange factor activity
Source: RefSeq, a predicted model, not a curated record
UUGACAUUUCUUGUUAUUGAUUAUUUUGACUUAACGUUAGUGGGAGUAGUUGUCAAAUUGAAAGAACAAAAUUGAAGGUGGAGAUGUUUGUAAAUUGUUGAAAUCAUGAUAAUGUUGUGAUUAUUAGAACUAUUGAACAAUUGGGCCAAUCUGCAGCUGAAUAAGUAAAACUCUCCAUCAUGAUGUCUGCUGCUGGUACUCCCUCAUCGGACCCUUGGGUAAUAUUACAAAGGGAAAGAUUGAGGUACGAAGAACAAUUUCGCUCUCUGAAACCGGUCAAUGGAAUCAUAACUGGCGAACAAGCAAAAGGAUUUUUCCUUCAAUCACAGCUGCCCCCCCUUAUAUUGGGUCAAAUCUGGGCAUUAGCAGACACAGAUUCAGAUGGAAAAAUGAAUAUUGAUGAAUUCUCCAUAGCUUGCAAAUUGAUCAACCUAAAAUUACGUGGUUAUGAUGUUCCUAAAAUGCUCCCACCUACACUUCUUGCUUCUCUUAAAGCUGUUUCUACUCCAGCUAUCCCUCCUCUACCAAAUGCAGCUUUGAUUAACGCACCACCUCGACCUGAUCCUCCCAAAAUUCCACCAGUGACCACACAACCACUUCACACUAUGUCCCAGCCAGUACCUAACUUACUACCAAAUUUAACAACAUCCAAUCCUUCAACUACCACCACUUCUGACAAUGGUCUGAUGCAGCAACCUCUAAUUGGGAAUUUCCAUCCUUCCUCAGGUAUUGUACCAACUGGUAUUGUUACUCCAAUGCCCUCUGUACCUUUGAUGCAGACCUCUGUUCCUUUGGUGCAGCCCUCCAUUCCUAUGGUGCAGCCAUCUCUUCCUGCUGCUGUAGCUCCAAGACAACCAGUUAUGCCAACUAUGCAGUCUGCCACUCAACCAGCUGUUGGAACAGUGCAGCCAUCUAUUGCUACUAUACAACCUACAAUGGCCUCCCUACCCUCUUCAAUGAAUAUGAACCAACCCUACAUUGGCACUGUACCUCCAAUACCCCCCCAGCCUCUCAUUCCUGGGGCCAUGGCCCCAGGAGCAGUGCCGCUUACAAAUGCUGGAGACGGUUUACUUUCUGGAGGAUUGAAAGGCAUGAGUGCAGCUCCUGUGCCAGCAGUUGGCGACACAUUGCCAAACAUGAUGCCCCCAAGUAUACCACCAGCUCCGAUUGCAUCCAGUACUCCAAGGGCGAGUGUGACCAGCUUAGAUAAGGCUGCGCCUAUUGAAUCUCCCCAAGCAGAAUGGACUGUUCCACACCAAACAAGAUUAAAAUAUACCCAACUGUUCAACACUACAGAUCGUACAAGGAGUGGAUUUCUGUCUGGAGUUCAAGCUAGAAAUAUAAUGAUUCAAAGUAAACUCCCACAAAAUAUUUUAGCACAGAUUUGGUCAUUAUCUGAUAUGGAUGCCGAUGGCCGUCUUAGUUGUGAAGAAUUUGUUUUGGCCAUGCAUUUAUGUGAACAAGCUUCUGCUGGACAUCCAAUUCCGGUGAAAUUGCCACUCGAUUUGAUACCUCCCUCUUUCAGAAAAACAACUAGGGCACUCUCGAGGACUGCUUCUAUUUCAAGCCAAGGGAGUGCUCCUCAGGAAUUAGAUCCUGCUUCAACUCUUCUUCAAACAUCAUUUGAGGACAAGAGGAAAGAAAACUUUGAGAAAGGUCAAGCUGAGUUGGAGAGAAGGAGAAAGCAGCUUUUAGAUCAACAGAGAAAAGAAGCAGAGGAGAGAGAACGAAAAGAAAGAGAGGAAAUAGAACGAAGAGAAAAGGCUAGACAAGAAGCAGAAAGAAAAAGACUAGAAGAAUUGGAAAAACAGAUGAGAGAACAGCAAGAACAAGAGAGGAUCAAGGAGGAAGAACGAAAAAGACAAGCAGAGCAGAGAGAAGCAGCUAGAAAAGAAAUGGAAAGACAGAGACAGCUGGAGUGGGAAAAACAACGACUGCAGGAGCUCCAACAACAACGACAACGCGAACAAGAGAACGUGUUGAAACUGAAAGCUAAAAACCAAAGCCUUACAAUAGAACUUAGUACACUCAACGAACAAGUGAAAGAUUUGUCACAAAAAAUAUGCGAUACCCGAUUAGGCGUUUCCAAUGUGAAAUCCACAAUUGAUGGAAUGAGAACCACAAGAGAUACCCAAAUGCAGGAAAUGUCGCAAUUGAAGAAUAAACUGAAAGAACAGAAUGCAAAACUUCUAGCGCUUUCCCAAGAAAAGAUCAAGCUGGAAGCAAGAAAUAAACAGAAUCAGUUGAAUGGAGAAUCGGAUAAGGUCGCUUUCGAGAGUAGGGAAAUCAAUAUAAAAAAUUUGAGGGAAAAGGUAGCUGACAUGCAAGAACAAAUUAAGGGCAAAAUGUCGGACAUCGAGAAUAAUAAUAGUGUUCUGAACAACUUGAAAAGUGAUCUGCAGAAAUUAGUCAGUGAAUGUGAGACUCUCUACCAGACCUAUGAACAAAAGAGGGACGUUGUUCUCGAUAUGAAGAAAGCCACGAAAUCUGUGGAUUACAGUUCUUCAUGGAAGGAUGAUUCUGCGUGGAAUGACACUAAUGCACAGGUAAAUGAUUGGCCUACAGACAAUUGGCAAUCGACAGAUUCUGCCGUAGAAGCUGAACAGAUCGCAAGUGUUGAUUUUGUGAAAUAUAGAGCGUUGUAUGAAUUUGUUGCCAGAAAUCAGGAUGAAAUAUCAUUCCAACCAGGAGACAUUAUAAACGUGCCGAAGAUACAAAAUGCGGAACCUGGUUGGUUGGCCGGGGAGAUCAGGGGACAGACUGGUUGGUUCCCUGAAUCUUAUGUUGAGCCUGUAGAUGGUGUGGGCAUUUCUGGAGCAACUUCUCAGGAAUCUGCAAAUACUUUUACUGGUCUAUCAGACAACGCUCCCCUUGAGGGAAUAGCUGAAAUAUCGGAGACAACUGAAACAGUUGUCGAACCAACUAACUCUGAGAUCAUUUCGCCAUCAGUUCAACCAGAAACCAUCAUAGAUUAUUAUGUAGCUAACUACCCCUACCAAUCUCAAGAACCUGGAGACUUAACCUUCAAUGCAGGUGAUGUGAUAGCUGUGAUAAAGCAGGAAGGAGAAUGGUGGACGGGGAAGUUAAAAGAUAAUGUUGGGAUAUUUCCCAGUAAUUAUGUGCAGAAGGUCAACAACUCCACCUCUACAGCUGUUCAAGACCUUAGCCCUUCAGCUGUGAGCGCCACGACUGAAACUUCCCAGGUUGACAAUGAGGUAUCCCAAAUCAACGAAGCUAAGCAUAACGAAAUACCUUUCGAUUCUUCCAUCUCGUCUAAUGCACAGGUUGUUAGAACCAAAAAACCAGAAAUUGCUUCAGUAAUUGCCCCUUACCAAGCAACCAGUCAAGAACAGCUCUCUCUACAAAGGGGUCAACUAAUCAUGAUUCGAAAAAAGACUGAUUCCGGAUGGUGGGAAGGUGAAUUACAGGCAAAGGGCAGGAAAAGGCAAGUGGGCUGGUUCCCUGCCAGUUAUGUCAAAAUCCUGAACAGUAGUGGAAGAGCCAGUGGUAGGACCACUCCGGUUUCAACAACAAGGAUGCAACAAGAAAUUGUUUUAGAUAAAGUGAUAGCUUUGUACCCAUAUUCAGCCGGCAAUCCAGACGAACUUUCUUUCAAUAAAGAUGACAUAAUUAGUGUGACGGCCAGGGAAGAAGAGGCUUGGUGGAAAGGAGAAUUGAAUGGUGUAUCUGGCUUGUUUCCUAGUAAUUAUGUGGCACCACUCCAGCAACAAUCUCCAUUUCAUAGUGCAAACCAGAGGCAGGAGUGUAUUAGGGAGUUGGUUGAUACAGAAAGAGCCUAUGUUAAGGAUUUAAAAAUAGUAUGUAAAGUUUUUGAGCAGCCACUGAAGAAAAAUAAGAUUAUAUCGAACAAAGAUAUAAGUCGAAUAUUUUUGAACUGGGAAGAAAUCCUCAGAUGUAAUCAAGACUUUUUGAGAGACCUAUCAAGAAGGUUGGAUCAAGGUACCGAUGCUAUUGGUGACAUUAUUCUCUAUCAUCUACCUGAAUUUACUCCAUACAUAUCAUUCUGUACGAAUGAAUUAGACGGUGCAGAAUUACUCCAAAAAUUAUUAGAAAAUUCAACCACCUUCAAAUAUUUCCUAAAAAAAGCACAAUUAGAUCCAUCCGUCAAAGGAAUGCCAUUGUCGUCUUUUUUAAUAAAACCAAUGCAAAGAAUCACGAAGUAUCCAUUAAUCAUAGGAAAAAUUUUGGAAAAUACCGAUGAAAUCCAUAAAGAUCACAAACAUCUAAAAGAAGCUUUACAAGUGGCAGAAGAAUUUUUGAAUUGCAUUAAUGAGAAUAUAAGGGUUAAGGAAAAUUUAGACCGAAUGGAUUGGUUACAAAAAAAUGUACAGAACGAUUUGAAUUUGGUGUUCAACAGUAACACAAACAAGUUAGGUCCUCGAAAAUUAUUACACUUUGGUGUUCUCAGCAAGUUGAAGAGUGGGAAAGAGUUAAUAGCCUUUCUGUUCAAUGACAUGUUUUUAUUAGUACAGCCUAACAAAGCAUCUAAUGCACAGUUCUCCUUCCCUAAGGGCUCAAAUAAUAGUUAUAAGCUUUAUAGACAGCCUGUUUUGAUUCAAAACCUGUCGGUGAGUGUAAACAGUGCAGAUACUCUAGACAAAAAUACAGACUCAAAUAGAGUGCUCAAUGUUAUAGAUGAAUCUACCAAAUUGUCCUUCUUGCUACUAGCACCCACGGUAAAUGAAUGUAGUUUAUGGAUUAAAAGUAUAGACGCAGCAAAGCUGCUAUAUUCGAAAAUUUUCGAUCUCAAUAAUACCAAAUCGAAGAAAAUUAAAGGAAGUGGUGUAGUUCUAUCUGUAACCGUAUUAGAAGCCACUGAACUCAUGUCGAAUUUUUGGAGGUAUAACAAGAAUAAAUCACUGAAAAGAAAAGGAAAAAAUCACGUGGACAACAUUUUUUGCAAAGUAACUCUUGGUGAUCAAGAACUGAAAACGGAUAUCGCCAAAGAAUCCGCUAGCAACUCCGCAAAUGGAAACCCUCACAUUUCGUCCCUGAUUUGGAACAAUCCAAUGCAGUUUCAUCUGAAAAAUAUUCAUGACGAAGUUGUCACUUUCGAAGUUUUCGAGCUUAGUGCAUUCACUCCAGAUGUUUCUUUGGGUCGCUGUGAGUUGAGAAUCACAGAUAUUUUGAGAGAAACUGAAAAUUCCACUGGGCCAAUAAUAAAGAAACUUUUACUGCGUCAGGCUGAGUCUGGGGAACUAACUAUUAAACUAGACUUACAAUUGUUCAAAAAUUAAAGAAUACAAAUACUAAAUCUCAUAAGAUUUGAUUUAACAGUUCAAAUAAUGCUAGUGAUCGAAUUUUGUUAACAAAGCUUCCCAUUAUUAUUCUUUCCCAGUGAUCUCUAGUGAAACUUUCUACUUUAAAUGUACAAAUAUUGCAUCACAUAGCUGAAUGAUAUUCCCAUUCAUAUUUAUAAGUAUACACUUUAUAUUAUUUUUUUGUUAUUGAAGAUAUAAAUUCAAUAAUCAUUAAUCGAAAAGAAAAAUGUUUCAACUUGAAAGACAUUCAUCAAACCAAUGGAGAAUAAAGAGAUUAUUUCAAUCUCAAAUGAAUAUCAUACAGGUUCAGCUAAAACUUCCAGAAGGUUCCAAUAUAUUUUAAAAAUAACGGUUUUCUCAUUCCCUUGUUAUAUUGUUGAGUAGUAUGUAAUGAUUUAUAACUUUCUACUUUGACCAUGCUUAGAAUUUUGUGUGAAUUUGGCAUUGGUGUAGCAUCACAAAAUACGAGAAUUAAGCUGGCUAUUCACGAUUGAGCCAAUUCCGCACAGUAAGAUGGCUUGAG